Molecule: messenger RNA, 994 nt
Organism: Moneuplotes crassus
Lineage: Eukaryota; Ciliophora; Spirotrichea; Euplotida; Euplotidae
Source: the annotation of a GenBank genome assembly
AAUAAAUAAAAUGGCUGAAUACGGGCAAUUACCUGAGGUCAAUAAGAGCCAAGGGAAAUGGAGCAGCAGGACUCCAGUAAGAAGCUCUGAUAACAACAAAAGCGUCAUGAGCAAUAGUAAAAAGAGUAGAAAUUAUGAAAAUUGCAAUCGAACCAUCACCAACCCUGAUAGAGCAUAUCAACUCAGAGAAGCUGAAAAGGAGCUCAAAAACUCAGUCUCAGCCAUAAUCAAGGAAAAAACUAAAUAAUGACGGGAAAAUGAAAAUUCAGGAUUCGUACAACCCACUGUUCAAACCUCAUGUCUACUGUAAGAAGUGGAUAAAGGAGAAGAUACCCAAUAUGUAUGAUAUUAUCAAGAAGAGAGCAAUGCAAACUCCAAGUCCUGACAAAUACUCUAAAGUAGAGUCGAUGAAAGUGCCCCAAUUUUAUGCAGGGUUUUCCAAAGUCAAAAAAGUGACUUAUAUUGAUUCGAUAAUGGCAGAGAAAAAGAAAAUCCCUGCUCCGAACAGUUAUAAGCCAAAUUACCCAAAAUCAAAAUGAACUUUGUUCGUCUCAAAGGCUAAAGGAGGGAACGCUUUCAUCGAUUCUGCAACUUUCAAAGGACAGCAGACCCCUGGCAUCCAAAAUGUCAAAUAUAAAAGUGUAGAAAAGAAGCCAUAUGAGCUUAAGAUAACCAAGACUAAGAGAGGAAGCUUUCUAGACCCGAUUACAAAGAAUAAGAAAAACCCAGGAGCUUGCUCUUACAAAGUAAUGGAAUCCUACGACGCUACUCAGAAGAAGAAGACUUCACUCUUCCUACCAAAAGAAAGAAGAAAGACAGUGACUGAUGAAAUACUUCAGAGAAAGAAAAGCGUGCCUGGAGUCGGCAAGUAUAUUGAUUCCAGUAAAGGCAAAGACAUUUACAGCUUGAUAAGUAAAAGAACCUUCGUGAGAAAAGGUAGAUUUGGCUAAAAGAUCAGUUGAUUAAGAAUUCAUGUUUCUUAUUCACAUAUUUU